Molecule: messenger RNA, 340 nt
Organism: Meloidogyne enterolobii
Lineage: Eukaryota; Metazoa; Nematoda; Chromadorea; Rhabditida; Meloidogynidae
Source: the annotation of a GenBank genome assembly
UAGAUUAUUUAUGGAGACUGUCUUAGAAAAAACUUUAUUUAAAAUUAUUGACCCUCCAAAUCUACGAAUAACAACUCCGAGAUGGUUUACGUUGCCUUCACCUAUGCAAGUCUUCUUUUUUGUAAUGGUUACUUAUUUUUUAGUUACUGGAGGUGUUGUUUAUGAUAUUAUAAAUGAACCUCCAUCUAUUGGAUCAACUGUUGAUGAACGUGGACAUAAUAGACCAGUUGCUAUAAUGCCAUAUCGUAUCAAUGGACAAUAUAUUAUGGAGGGUUUGGGGGCUAGCUUUAUGUUCUGCCUUGGUGGUGAGAAUUUUUACUUAUUUUUUAAAGAACUUUAA